Haliotis rufescens (red abalone) is the source of this 2160-nucleotide messenger RNA. RefSeq names its product transcription initiation factor IIE subunit beta-like. Bases 555 to 1424 code for a protein of 289 amino acids. Lineage: Eukaryota; Metazoa; Mollusca; Gastropoda; Lepetellida; Haliotidae. Gene Ontology annotation, cellular component: transcription factor TFIIE complex. The transcript is spliced from 8 exons. The record is from RefSeq and is a predicted model, not a curated record. Gene Ontology annotation, biological process: transcription initiation at RNA polymerase II promoter.
CUUUAAAACUUCCUGUACAAGGGGAUUCGUAUUCCAAAACAUUGUGUUAGAUUCGCAGAACUUUUGGGCUUGUGUGUGGUUUGUAUGAUCGUUUUGUUCUCAGUAAUAGCUCAAUAUACUCUGAUGAACAUGCAAUGAGACCUCUUAAGACAACGUUAUACACAAUAACGAGGUCUAAUUGUUUUUAUCACCAAGAAAACGAAAAUGAUUUUUCUCGGUCUAUUCACAGUCUGCUCAGUGUUGUGAGUGUGUUGUAAUGAUAGGACCUCCAAGUCAAGUGUACCCUCUCAGAGUCAGAUUUCGGGAAGUAAGGAAGUCGGUCUAUUCACAGUCUGCUCAGUGUUGUGAGUGUGUUGUAAUGAUAGGACCUCCAAGUCAAGUGUACCCUCUCAGAGUCAGAUUUCGGGAAGUAAGGAAGUAAUAGUCGAUAUGUAAAUGUAACAACGCAGUUUACCGAGCGCAGCUUACAAGCUCAGUUACCGACUGUGGGUCUCGCUUCACAGAUCUCGAGUGCCUCUUCGAUCCUUGGGGGUUAAGUCAGAUCGACCUGAAUCAUGGAUCCCGAGCUGCUCAAGGGGAGGAAUAAGUUCCUUCAGCGAGCCAAGGCUCAGCCGUCCGUAGAGAAGAGAAAGCACAAAGCUGAUGAAAAUGAUCACAAGUCCAAAAAACAGAAGAUCAAAUCAUCGGCGCCCAAACCCAAACAGGCUCCUCCACUGGACUACAAGACGGCCCAGGGCAGUUCUCAGUUCAAGUUUGGAGUCCUGGCUAAGAUCGUCAAGCACAUGAAGAUUCGACAUCAGAAUGGCGAGCCGGAGCCACUGGACAUUGAGGAAAUAUUGGACGAGACAAACCAGCUGGAUAUCGGCAGCAGGAUGCGACACUGGCUGCACACAGAGGCACUCAUAAACAAUCCGAAGAUCAUCGUUGUUGAAGAACGCCACUUGAAGAAGUUCCUGUUCAAACCCAAGUACGCGGUGAGGGACCGUAAGAGUCUGAUGAAGCUGUUGAAGAGCUACGACCUGCACGGCCGAGGUGGGAUUCUCAUGGAGGACAUCGAGGAGUCGCUGCCCGAUUCAGCCAAAGUCUUCAAACAGCUGGGAGAACACAUCAUCUAUGUGACUAGGCCCAUUGACAAGAAGAAGGUGCUCUACUACAACGACAAGUACUGCCAGUUCAAAAUAGAUGAAGAAUUUCAGAAGAUGUGGCGCAGCGUUGCGGUAGAUGGUCUGGAUGAGAAGAAGAUCGAGGAAUACCUGGACAAGCAUGGUAUCUCCUCAAUGCAAGACCUCGGACCCAAACCUGUUGCUGCUGUCAAGCGGAAGAAGGGUGGGAGUCGGAAAGGAAAACAGUUCAAGAAACACAACGACCAUCUUGACAAUGUUCUGGAAGACUAUACCAUCGGCAUCGCCAACAAGAAGACUUGACCUGCAGGUCGACCUGCCAGUGGAACUGACAAAGUGAAAAUCGGCUUUCCUUCUGUGAAGCAGUAGGAAUGGAACCUUACUUUUGUAAUACUUGAUUCACGACAUGAUCCAUGGGAUUAUCUUGUGUGAUGCCAAGAAAAAAUACAAUCAUGUUUAGAUGCCGGCCGUUUUUUUCGCUCCAUGGCAGCACCACCUGGGAGAAUUCUGGAUUAGAUUUGGUCGUAAGAGGCCACCAAUUGGAUCAGGUUGUCAGACUGUGUUUUGCGUAUCCUCGUACGCCGACAAUGUGGAUCGCUGCUCACAAUAUCAAUCACUGGAUUGUCUGGUCCAGACUUCAUUAUUUACAGUCCGCCAUUGUAUAGCUGGAAUAUUGCUGAGUGGGGCGUUAAACAACAAACGAAAACAAAACUUGUUACCACACAAACACAUGAUCAAAUCGAUUAAUGGACUUGGUGGGAUGAAGCUAUAUUGUUUAUGUGAACCAGAUUGUAUAUCAUCAGAUGUUCAAAUAAUUGUAACAGUUCGUAUCUUGUAAGUUCAGACAUGAUUUGAUUUACAAUGUCAUGACUUCACCGACAGUUGGAUAUUAUCAUGGAUUUCAAGCAUGUGUCGUAAAGGAAAUCUUUGCCAAUGUGUCGUCAUGAUAACUUUGUAUCGUCAUGCAUUGUGUCAUCAUAAAAUCUCAGUACCCAAGAAGAUCCGGGGUAGGAUAGGUCUUCAGCACCCCAUGCUUGCC